AUGAUACCUCAAUCCUCCCCUCCCAGCUCUUCACGGGACCAUGUCUGUUUGGUUUGCCAAGACUUUGCCGCUGGCUACCAUUAUGGUGUACCAUCGUGUGUCGGAUGCAAGACAUUCUUUCGACGGACCAUUAUGAAGAAGCAAAAGUACAUUUGCCAAUAUGAGGGUAAUUGUCCAGUGGAUAAAACCAUUCGCUGCGCCUGCCGCUACUGUCGUUUCGAGAAGUGCCUCAACGUCGGUAUGGAUCGAAAUGCCCUUCAACAGAGUCGCGACCCCAUCGGCUACACAAAACGUACAAAACGCCCAAAGAAGGAGAUGAAGAAUGUUGAAGGUUCCAGCGAUGAGAGUAGUGGAUCCACCUCGCUUUCACCGCCACCAAUCUCUCCAACUCUUUCUCCAACUCCGUCUCCAACCCUAUCGCCAACCCUCUCCCCAACCCCAUCCUACACCCCUCUCGUCAUUCCCAAAUCUUCCCGCCGAUGUAUUCUCCAAGUGCUGGAAGAUCGCGAAAAGUGCGCCAACGAUCUUCGUCUCUCCGACUUCCUCCCCAUUCGCUCUCUCUACGAAGCCCUCUGCUCGCGAUCGCUUCUUUCCGAUCCAACGUUCAUGGCGCAAUGGGGACAGCCAUCCGAACGUCAUCAGAUGUACGAAAUGCGAUUCGUCACCCAACAGGACUAUCAUUAUUGGCACGAGAGAGACUGGUUCGUGUUGACCGAGUACGCCAAAACAUUCGACGUUUUCGAGGCGUUGGACUAUCAAGAUAAGGCCGAACUAGUCCGUCAUGCCGCCAUAACCGUCCCAGUCCUAGUGCAAGUAUGGAACUCUCCUGAUUACGGACCAGACACCAUCGUCUUCCCAGAUGGCACCUAUUUCGAUAAGACGCCAGAGCCAACCCGGCCAGCCGGUCUCAACAGGAAAAAGUACCAAAUGCUGGAUCUGGUCCUGAAGCCAUUUCGUGACCUUCAACUUGACGCCACCGAGUUCGCCGCGUUCAAAGCGGUAACGUUUCUGAAUCCAGACGCCGAAAUCACACUUCCUGCGCGCAAGCUGAUUAACAACGAACGCGUCCGCAUCACCAAACAGUUGUACGCCUACAUGGCGACCAAAGACGACGUCGACACGGCCAUCGAAAGAUUCGCACGAUUGGUUCUGAUGGGAACGUCCAUGUCAAAAAUGGCGUGCGAAUCGAAAGAGGCCGUGUGGAUUGCGGACUUUUUCGAGAACAUCGGAUUCUCGACGUUCGCCCGGCAACUGUUUUUCGGUGAUGACGUGACGACGACUAGUGCUUCUGGCAUGAUUCAAUUGUGA
Molecule: messenger RNA, 1308 nt
Organism: Caenorhabditis briggsae
Lineage: Eukaryota; Metazoa; Nematoda; Chromadorea; Rhabditida; Rhabditidae
Gene: Cbr-nhr-114
Product: Protein CBR-NHR-114
Exons: 6
Coding region: 1-1308 (435 amino acids)
Biological process (GO): cell differentiation; regulation of transcription by RNA polymerase II; anatomical structure development
Molecular function (GO): nuclear receptor activity; zinc ion binding; RNA polymerase II cis-regulatory region sequence-specific DNA binding
Source: RefSeq, a predicted model, not a curated record